UUUGCUUGUCUUCAAAAUGCUUUUCAGAACGUACCAGUCCCACCACCUGCCACAAUUAUGUUGCCAUCUCUUGGCAGCAUACCCAUUCCUCCUCCUUUACCGCCUCUUCCACCGCCUCCAUUCGAACCUGCACCGCCACCUCCCCUUCCGCCUCCAGGAUCUGUGACUUCUUCUGACUCGCACGUUGAUCAGGCGGUGCCCUCAGGGUCAGGACCAAGUUGCUCGACAUCGCAUACACGUUCCGCAUUACCGAUUCCUAACGUUUCCAACAUCAAGAAAAGAGGAUUUGAUCGGCCAACGUACAUUCGGAGGGACAUUGAUCUCUCUCAAGAAUGGGGAAGUGGUUUUGUUGAAAAGUAUGAAAUUUUGUACCAAGUCGGUGAAGGCACCUACGGACAAGUCUAUAAAGCGAGGGAUAAGAUAACUGGUGAACAAGUGGCCUUGAAAAAAGUCAGAUUGGAGAAUGAAAAGGAAGGUUUUCCUAUUACUGCUGUGCGCGAGAUCAAGAUAUUGCGGCAACUCAAUCAUGCAAACGUUGUGAAGCUAAUAGACAUUGUCACAGACAAGCUGUCCGCAGCUGAUAUGCGAACGGAAAGAGCAAAUUUCUAUUUGGUGUUUGAGUACGUGGAUCACGAUUUAAUGGGGUUACUGGAAGCCUCACAUCUCGUCAACUUUCACAAUGAUCAGAUUCGAAGCCUUUUCAAGCAAUUGAUUCUAGGACUUGAGUACUGUCAUGCUGCUGGGUUUUUGCAUCGCGACAUUAAAUGUAGUAAUAUUCUCUUGAAUAACAGAGGAGAGCUCAAGAUCGCCGAUUUCGGUCUCGCAAGAUACUACUCUUCUGAUCAGGAACGUUUGUACACGAACCGAGUGAUCACCCUGUGGUACCGACCACCUGAACUAUUGCUUGGAGAUGAGCAUUAUGGUCCAGCAAUUGAUGUUUGGAGCAUUGGCUGUAUUCUUGGCGAAUUCUUUACCCGGAAGCCUCUCUUCCAAGGGAAUAACGAAGCGGCGCAGCUGGAUCUUAUUUCAAGGGUUUGCGGAACUCCCAGUCCAGCAAAUUGGCCGGAUGUUGAGAAGAUGCCACUUUAUAAUACGUUAAGGAGUAAGAAGCAAUAUGUCAGAUGCCUCCGAGAAGAGUUCGCUCAAAUCGUUCCAUCUGGGGCCGUCGACCUCAUGGACAAAAUGCUGCUUCUUGAUCCAAAACGGCGGAUUUCUGCAAAGGACGCUAUAAGUCAUUUCUGGAUUAAGAACUUCGACUACUCUACCGUCCCACCUCUAAGAUUGCCGCAGCAUCAGGAUUGUCAUGAGCUGUGGAGUAAGAAACAGCGAAAGGAAAGACGUUCUAUCAAUCCGAGAACCCAACAGUUCGAAGGACAGGAGUCGGAACUAUCUGCAUGUCCACCUGCACCUACCGCCACUCUACACUAUGACAGGCGGCGAAAUUCCCCAUCGAAUGGUUACGUGAAUUCGUCAUCCGUCAAUCCUAGCAGGACGGAAGGUUACACGAAUUAA
This is a messenger RNA of Haemonchus placei, 1512 nucleotides long. Lineage: Eukaryota; Metazoa; Nematoda; Chromadorea; Rhabditida; Trichostrongylidae. The record is from the annotation of a GenBank genome assembly.